This is a messenger RNA of Platichthys flesus (European flounder), 2789 nucleotides long. It is a transcript of the gene ldlrb, whose product is annotated as low density lipoprotein receptor b. The coding region runs from base 110 to 2725 and encodes 871 amino acids. The transcript is spliced from 18 exons. Lineage: Eukaryota; Metazoa; Chordata; Actinopteri; Pleuronectiformes; Pleuronectidae. Gene Ontology annotation, molecular function: protein binding; calcium ion binding. The record is from RefSeq and is a predicted model, not a curated record.
UUUACCCACCGCUCUCUCUCUCUCUCUGUGUCUCUCUCUCUCACACACACACAACACAUCCAGCUUUUGACUUCAGCUGUCCCAGAAGGACACACAGGGAGAACAGGACAUGUUGGGGAUGUGGAGGGGACUCGCAGGACUGUCCACUUUUUGCUGUGUGCUGAUGCUGAUUCACUCUUCGCCUCAAGCAGAUGCAGCCAGCGCAUGCAGCUCCACUCAGUUUAUGUGUGGGAAUGGGAGGUGUGUCACCACAAAGUGGAUCUGUGAUGGGACGGACGACUGUGGAGACGACACUGAUGAACUUCCUGAAACCUGCGCAAGUAAAACCUGUCGGGAGACAGAGUACAGCUGUGGCCUCCCCAUGAACCAGUGUGUCCCAGUAGGCUGGCACUGCGACGGCAAAGAAGACUGUGGAAACGGGGCUGACGAGAAAAACUGCACAGCCAAACAGUGCAAAGGUGAAGAGUUCCGUUGUGCCAAUGGCCAGUGUAUAUCCCAAGCCUACUUCUGUGACAGCGACAUCGACUGCACCGACGGCUCAGACGAGGCCUCCUGCCCUAAGCCCUCCUGCAGCUCUCGCUCCUUCACGUGCAACAACUCGGUGUGCGUGCCGGCCCUGUGGGCCUGCGAUGGUGACAAGGACUGUUCCGACGGGUCUGACGAGUGGCCAGAGAACUGCGCUGAGAAGAAGCCGGACGUGGCGCCACGCUGCGACGUCCAGGAGUUUCAGUGCGCUAAUGGGGAAUGUAUCCACAGCAGCUGGAGAUGUGACGGAUCUCCGGAAUGCAGGGAUCAUUCGGACGAGGUCCACUGCAGUCAUCCUACUUGUCGACCAGAUGAGUUCCAGUGCAUCAAUGGCGAUUGUAUCCACGGCGCCCGCCAGUGUGACAAUAAGGCCGACUGCAAGGACCAAAGCGAUGAGAUCGGCUGCCACAUAGAAAAUGCAUGCGAAGGCCCGACCAAGUUUAAAUGCAGCAGCGGGGAGUGUAUCAACAUGGAGAAGGUGUGUGACAAACAGAGCGACUGCAGGGACUCGUCUGAUGAACCUGUCAAAGAGUGUGGCAACAACGAGUGUUUGACAGGAAAUGGCGGCUGCUCCCAUCACUGCAAUGAUCUGAAGGUUGGCUUCAACUGCUCCUGUCCUCCUGGAUACAUCCUGAAGAUGGACGAGAAAACCUGCGAAGACAUUAACGAAUGUGCCGAACCGGACACGUGCAGCCAGAUCUGCAUCAACCUGCCCGGCAGCUACAAGUGUGACUGCCAAGGCGGCUAUGAGAUCGACCCCGCGACCAGGACAUGCAAAGCUGAAUCAGGCACCGUACCUACGCUGUACUUCACCAACAGACACGAGGUGAGGAAGAUGAUGGUGGACCGCAGCGAGUACGUCGGUCUGAUCCCACAGCUGAAAAACGCAAUGGCUCUGGACAUGGAUAUGCCAAACAAGAUAAUCUUCUGGUCUGACGUGGCCCUGAAGAAAAUCUACAGCUCCAAGCUCGAGGUGGCCAGUAACUCCUCUUACCACACUGAAGUAAUUGGCAGUGGGAUCGAGGCCCCUGAAGGAAUCGCAGUGGACUGGAUCCAUGGAAACAUCUACUGGACCGACAGCAUGUUGAAAACUAUCUCUGUGGCAACGACUGACGGCAGCAAGAGGAAAACGCUCAUCACAGAAAACUUGGAAAAGCCAAGAGCCAUCACCGUGGACCCGGUGAAUAAUUUUGUGUACUGGACAGACUGGGGUGAGGAGGCUAAGAUAGAAAAGAGUGGAUUGAACGGAGCCAAUCGUGUUGCCCUGGUGACAGACAACAUUGUGUGGCCCAAUGGCCUCACUCUGGACAUGGUCAACCAGCGUCUGUACUGGGUGGACUCCAAGAUGCACACGCUCUCCAGCAUCGACGUGAUGGGAGGGACGCGGCACAGGCUCAUUUACGACGAGGACAAGCUCUCCCACCCCCUGUCCCUCGCUGUGUUUGAGGAGAAAGUGUUUUGGACAGACAUGGGCAAUGGCGCAGUUUUUAGCGCCAACCGUCUGACGGGGAAGGAUAUCAACGAGCUGGCAAUGGACCUGGACCAACCCGAGGACAUUGUACUGUACCACAACCUCAAGCAGCCCAACGGUACUAACUGGUGCAGAGAGAGCAACAGGAUGAAUGGAGGUUGUGAGUUUCUGUGCCUUCCUGCUCCUCGGAUCAACCAGCGCUCUCCGAAGUACACUUGUGCCUGUCCUGACCACAUGACAAUGGGGCCUGACAUGAGGACAUGCGUGGCAGGAUCAGUCGCUCCUCCUGUGAAAAACACUACUGAAGCUACGCUCCCACCUAAAGUUCCCGCCAAGCCGACUACACCCAGGCAGCUCGUCCCUAUCUCUACAGCCACAACCACAACCACCACUAGAGUGACUGAAAAGCUCCCAUCUAACUCAUCCAUCCAGCAGCCUGUCGUCACUGCUCAAGGUAGCAAAUUUGCAGCUGUGCCUGAAGAAGCCGACCCAUCCCACCCUAUCGCUCUCUAUAUCGUGCUGCCAAUACUGGUCAUGUCCCUGCUGGUCUUUGGAGCAGUGUUGCUUUGGAGACGCUGGCGUCUGAAGAACACCAACACCAUCCACUUUGACAAUCCAGUGUACCAGAAAACCACAGAGGACGAGGUGCACAUCUGCAGGAACAACUCUGACGGCUAUGUUUAUCCUCAGAGACAAAUGCUGGGCAUGGAGGACAUGGAUGUUGCUUGAACCAAAGAUGAAGAAGACAAACACGAAGCAACAAAGGCCAUUUCUUAUUCUGCUGCUGCUUACC